Contarinia nasturtii (swede midge) is the source of this 1250-nucleotide messenger RNA. RefSeq lists its product as uncharacterized. The transcript is spliced from 2 exons. Bases 49 to 834 code for a protein of 261 amino acids. Lineage: Eukaryota; Metazoa; Arthropoda; Insecta; Diptera; Cecidomyiidae. The record is from RefSeq and is a predicted model, not a curated record.
AUUCAAUGGUGGUGUAUUCAAUUAGUCGUGUGCUACGUUUAAAGCAAAAUGCGUUCAUUAUUUUUUAUCUUUUUAUUCGGUGUUUGUGCACUCCACAUUCAAUCAUCAUUCGCAAACCUGCGAACAGUUCAGGAAGAACUUGACGAAUUAUUGAAAAAAGGAACGGCGUCCUCUGUGCUAAGAAAAAUUAAAGCUGAGGCCGAUAAAAAAAAUGAAGCGGCCAAAUCUACAAAAAAGUUCUCAUUACUAUUUGAAUGCUCUUCAAUUGAAUCGGUUGCGCUGAAACCAAUUGCGGUGAAUGCUCAACUAAGUCAACUAAAAAGUGUUGUUACUAGAGUUGCCGAUAAAACUCUUCGACCAAAGUUGAUUCUAUUUUAUAAUACAGUCAAUAUGUUCUCAGCAAUGAUUCCAACGCUGAAGGGAACAAUGGAAGAGAAUAAAAUAUGCUGUCAAAAAUUCCAACGAACACAUGAAGCAUAUUUGGAUUCAUUUCAAUCACAAUCUGAUGAAAAGAAAUUCAUAAAGCUUCAAAAGAAAGUUCGACCAUUCGAAACGAAAUUAUUACAUCAUUACAUUGAUAUACCAAAUUUAGCCCAACUUUUGAAAUUGUCCAUUGAUAACUAUGCGAUUGAAAUAGCUGGUGUAAUGGCCAGGAUAGUCGAACUAGUUUCUGCAAAACCAAACGAUGUACAGAAGUUAACCGCCAAUUUAAUUUCAUCAAUGGACGUUUUUGCUCGUGAUGAUGCAAAAGUAAUUAAGGCACUCAAUGAUGAUGUCAACAGAAUUGCCAAGGAAAAAUGCCAAGACAUUAACGCUCUCUAUGAAGAUUUAUAAGAAAUUCAUUAAGAAAUUAAAAAAAAUAUCUUCAAAAACAUUUUCUUAUUUAAUAAUAAGGGCUUACUAGAGGGCUACUAUGACUAUACGAUUUCCAAAAUAUACACAAUAUAUAGGUCUUGUUCAACAAACGGCAUAAAGCUUCAGUUAUUCACACUAUACACAGUACAUAAUAGAAUGAAGAAAAAAAAUUCAAUACACAAAAUAUAUACGGAAUAUACGAUAAAUAUAAUGAAGUUUUCGGCAUUUACUUGCGAAUAUUCUAGAUUUUUUGCAGCAUUAUGUUUCACUAUGUACAGUAAUAAUAGUACAGAUUUAAACAAUUAAAAGCUCAAAGUUUAAUAUGUUACAUAAAAUUCUUUGUUCAUAAUAAACUUUACAUCGUGAAAUUGUAUGAAUAAACUUUAAAUUGUGAA